This is a messenger RNA of Lycium barbarum (goji berry), 2314 nucleotides long. Its product is annotated as kinesin-like protein KIN-10C. The record is from RefSeq and is a predicted model, not a curated record. Bases 137 to 2116 code for a protein of 659 amino acids. The transcript has 17 exons. NCBI's taxonomy places the organism in Eukaryota, Viridiplantae, Streptophyta, Magnoliopsida, Solanales, Solanaceae. Gene Ontology annotation, biological process: microtubule-based movement; mitotic spindle organization. Gene Ontology annotation, molecular function: microtubule motor activity; ATP binding; microtubule binding.
GGAGCGGCAGGAGGACAAAUGAAGAUUGAAUUUGAAAAUUGAACCCUAACGGCUACUUGUCUUCGAUACAGGAUCAGUAACAGUCACCAAACAUCCACUCUGUCGGUUUUAAUCCCAUCUCCAUAAUUUGUUUUCGAUGGCUUUGUCUACACCCGAUUCAAAUCGCUUGAAACGAAUAAUGUCUCGUAGAGUACGAAUUGUUGGGAAAAUCCGAGCAUUUACUGAUCAAGAGAAUGAAUUCUAUUUGAAGCCGUGGGUCACCGUGUGCCGGACCAAAGAGAGCGAUCUCCAUUCGUCUACAAAGGUUAAAAUUUCAUUUGGAGAUGAAGUGAGCAGCCGAAAAGAUGUAUAUGAAUUGGAUAAUUGUUAUGAACAAGACGAGGAUAAUGCUGUAGUAUUCACAAGAGAGGUAAGGUCACUGAUAUCAGAAGUUCUCAGUGGUCGAAAUGUAUCAAUUAUUGCAUAUGGAGCUAAAGGCAGUGGAAAAACCCACACAAUCCAGGGUUCUGUGGACAAACAAGGUUUGGCAGCAAUGGCAAUAGAUGAGAUCCUUUCGCAGACAAAGGAUACAAAGAGAGCAGUGUUCGUUUCUUUUUAUGAGGUGUUCCAGGAUCAUGUCUAUGAUCUUUUGGAUCCUAAUCAUCCUGAAGUUCAAGUGCUUGAAGAUUCUCAAGGAAAAAUAAAGCUCAAAGGACUGUCUAAGGUUGCUGUGAAUUCCAUUUCACAAUUUCAUGAUCUAAGUGCUUGUUGGGCUGCACCAUGCUAUUCAGUACAAAAGACACCAGUCCAAAUGCCCAAAAGGAGUCACAAAGGUUUAAUGAUACAUAUAGCAUCUGCUGAUGACAUCCAGGGUAGUAAAUGUCCCAAUGUGAUGAACUUUGUGGAUUUGGCAGGCUAUGAGGAUUCCAGAAGAAGCAGCAAAGAUGGAAUUAUGCUUACGGAAAGUACUAGAAUAAACAAGUCUUUAUAUGCCAUAAUGAACGUGGUGUACGCUCUGAACACAAAUGAAAAGCGUGUGCCUUAUCGAGAAGGCAAACUCACUCGGAUGCUGCAGGAAUCUCUUGGAGGCUCCAAUCAUGUUGUGUUGCUUACCUGCUUGAAUCCAAUUGUUUGCCAAGAUACUCUUUAUGUAGUAAGUUUGGCUUCACGAUCAUGUCAAAGCACUGGCCAGAUAUCGACAAGCUCUGCAAUGAAAAGUAAAAAGCACACUAAUCAACAAGUACGACUAAUGGGUACCCCGUUGUCUGGGAAAAAGAACAACUCUGCUUGCAAUUUAACAGGAAGGAAAUUAUUCAGUGAGAGAAAAGCUAUCAUCUCUAAGCAGGAUGAUCUCAACUCAGCUACAAAGUUUAAGCCUCUUUCAGAGAACGCUUCAACCAUCACAUCUUCCUUCCAUAAAAAGACUUCUCAAGACAAGUCCAAUUCAGUUAGCUCUGGAGCCUUGAUAUUAUCAGCAGAAAAUGUAAUCCCAAAUGCUGUCAAGGAAACAAUCUCUGUUAAGAAGAUGGAAAAGGAUGCCUCUCCACCAAAUAAAGCAGAGGAUUUAGAAGUUACUCCCGAAGUUCAUUGUGAUAUCAAAGAAAUAGUUUCUUUUGCACAUGAUGGUAUGGUUGGUAUAGAGAAGAAAAACGAUGACGUGAACAUAGACAAUGCAGGAUCACCACCGCUAAGUGCAAGACUUAGAGAAAUAACGAAUAAUUUACGGUUGUUGGAGGCUUCAACUCCUUUGCAUAUACUGAUGCCAAAGCAAUCAGAUGCAUCCCAAGGAAGCCUUGAAAGUCGUGACAUUACAGAACCUAAAACCCCAAAAACUGAAACUGAUGUAAGAACUUUGGAGGUUGACAAGUAUACUAGUCCUUGGGAAAGAUUUCAUACCCGCAGUUCUGGAGUAAAGAAUUGCCUUGUCCAAGAAUAUCUGAAUUUCUUAAAUACUGCAAGCAAGGAAGAGUUAACAAGGAUCCAGGGCAUUGGAGAAAAGAGAGCAACUUACAUUCUUGAACUUCGUGAAGAUUCUCCAGAACCUUUUAAGAGGCUUGAAGAUUUGCAAGAAGUUGGUCUCUCGGCAAAGGAGGUAAAUGGCUUGAUGAGAAGAAUGGCUGGACAGCUUUUCAACUAGAUUGUGAACAAUAGUUCUUUUGAUGGCAACUAGAAUUUGCCAGCAUUUCCAUUAUGUUGCUAAAUCAAUUUGUUAGAUUAUACAGUUUGAUAUAUUUAUGUAUCAGUUGUUGUAGUUAUGUUCUAUUAUGUAAAUGUGAAAAAACUUUUUGCCUUUCCAAUGUUCAAGCCUCGGCUAUGAAUGACUUUUUAAUCUUUC